UCGACAACAUGUUGACGCAAAUGCGAGCAGUGACCGACAAGAAGACGCAAAGAUAAGCGGCCAAAUGUUUGCGCUUUUCGGUGAAAGCAGGCCUUUUAAAAUCAGGAGCCUCCACGCAAACAAAAAGUACGGAGUUGCAGCGGGCGACCUGAAGGAGUUGCUUAAAAAGGGUUGCAGCUUAUUCGAGUUGCCACUUUCUGGUGCACAUGUUUGUUUGUACGCAGACGGCACGAGGGUGACAAAAGAAUUCUUCGCAACUUUGUCUGCCAACACAGAACUUGUUCUCCUCGGUAAAGAUCAGUCAUGGGGCGGAGCUGCGUGCGACAUUGCCCAGUUGCUGAGCUCGGACCGGCACGCCGCAGGCCUCGUCCGGGCGGCCGAGGGCCUCCUCUCGGAUGAGAAGUCUCUCAAGAGGCGCAAAAUACUGAGCGACCUUCUCCGGAACCUGGAAGACCGGUCUGAGCUGGAGAGCAGAGAUGAGGACGAAGACUGGUUCAGGGGUGUGGAAGCUCGCUUCAAGACCAAGUCGGCCUACUUGAAGUACAACUGCGAAAAAAGGAUAAGAAGCUACAUGAAAGAGUUGGAUGAAGCCACGAAAUCCGCGAGGAAGGCUAAAGUCCGAGUAGAGUGUUUGCAAGCGUCAGAGAGCAUCUUGGAGAUGCUGAAGUCAGACAAAUUCAACGGCCGCUACUUUGACCGCACUCAAAAGGAGCCGCAUCGACUCUGUACGCGAGAAGGCUGGUUCACCUGCCAGGGCUCCUUCGACCAGACAAAGUGUGCAUCGCUCCACUCCAUCAAUCCGUACGGCAGCAGAGAGAGCCGCAUCGUGUUCGGCACUUGGAAUUUGGACCACAGGAUUGAAAAAAAGCGGACGAUAAUUCCUGCCCUCAUGGAAGCGCUGCAGAAUCACACAAGCGAAGACAUCAAUUUGACCUACUUCUACCGACUGCUGUUUACACGGGACAAUCUGAAGCUGGUCCACAUCGUGUGCCACAAGAAGGGAGCCCACAAGCUGCAGUGUGACCCAAACAAAAUCUUUAAAAGAGUAAACACAAAGCGCCAAGGGAAGAAGAUGCGCUUGAAAUGAAUUUGUAACAUAUUUGUUCAACCUGAUUUUAUCACCUACUCCGCUUUUCUUUUUUUUUUUUUUUUUUUCCCCCACCAAGGAAUGACAAGAUGUCACUUGUAGCCACCUAAAAUGAAGCAAGAAAACAUGAAACAUCCAUUUGUUGUUAAUCUUGGCACGGCAAUGUUUAUUGCAUUAAAUGCUUAUGCUGAGUUUGAGACAAUCACUCAGUCUGAAAGUUGCAUUGUACAAUAAGAAAAGCAUUCAGCAUGAAUAAGGCAUGGAGUUAAACAAUUUAUAUAUAUAUAUAUAUAUAUAUAUAUAUAUAUAAUAAAUAAAACAGCUAGAUGGUCUGAUCAACAUGCUUUAGAUGCGAUCAUUUUAUAGUGCAAAAGCUAUGACACUCACAGAUGACGAGAUCAGAAGUGUACUUUUUAUGAAAAUGUGACAGAGUACGCAACGGUGUAUACUGAGCUGCAUUGAGAAAUGGUUUUAUCUAUACAUGUACACACAGUUGUGCAGCGUUAAAACUGCCUCAGCAUAUAAUCCCAUGAAAGGAAUAUGAACAUGACAAUCCAAAACAAUUUCAAAUAUUAAAUGCUCAUUUUCAAUCGACUUGUUAUGGACCUUUCUAUGUU
Molecule: messenger RNA, 1704 nt
Organism: Phycodurus eques (leafy seadragon)
Lineage: Eukaryota; Metazoa; Chordata; Actinopteri; Syngnathiformes; Syngnathidae
Gene: dffb
Product: DNA fragmentation factor, beta polypeptide (caspase-activated DNase)
Exons: 7
Coding region: 65-1087 (340 amino acids)
Biological process (GO): apoptotic DNA fragmentation; apoptotic process
Cellular component (GO): nucleus; cytoplasm
Molecular function (GO): DNA endonuclease activity
Source: RefSeq, a predicted model, not a curated record